CUAGUUUGGACCCACAUGUCAGUUCCAACAGAGCUCCCGCAAGCAGCAGCACAACUACUCGCAGUCGUAGAAGUGGUCUUCCCUCGCAUCAUCCGCCGGCCCACCACCUCCGCCUCCGCCUCCGCCUCCGCCUCCUCCGCCCCUCCGCCGCAUCGUUCCUGCCCCAGCCCCGGCCCCGCAAACCCUAACCCUAAUGGCCGCCUACGUCGGGACCACCAGCUCCUUCCCAUACCUAGUCGCCGGUUCCUCCCCGGCGACCCGCCGCCAUGGGGCCGCACAACGGAUCCGCGCCUCGGCAUCGGGGACGACAGGGGACGCGGCGAUGGACGUGGUGUCGGAGGCGGAGCUGCGGGAGAAGGGGUUCAUGGGGAUGCGGAAGACGAAGCUGGUUUGCACGGUGGGGCCCGCCUGCGUGGAGGCGCUGCCGGCGCUGGCGCGCGGCGGGAUGGGCGUGGCGCGGGUCAACCUCUGCCACGGCGGCCGCGAGUGGCACCGGGCCGCCAUGCGCGCCGUGCGGAGGCUCAACGACGAGGAAGGGUUCUGCGUCUCGCUCAUGGUCGACACCGAGGGCUCCCAGCUUCUCGUCGCGGACCACGGAGGCGCCACCUCCGUCAAGGCCGAGGCAUUCUAGUUGGUGAUGAGCUUGUGAUAGACGGUGGAAUGGCAACAUUUGAAGUUACUGAGAAAAUUGGGAAUGAUUUGCGCUGUAAGUGCACAGACCCAGGUUUGCUUCUUCCUCGAGCCAAGUUGUCAUUCUGGAGGAAUGGAAAAUUAGUUGAAAGGAACUUUGGCCUUCCUACAUUGUCGGCAAAGGAUUGGGCAGAUAUCGAAUUUGGGAUAGCAGAAGGAGUUGAUUGCAUUGCUCUAUCUUUUGUAAAGGAUGAUAAUGAUAUAAAGCAGCUGAAGGCUUACCUCUCCAGAAGAUCAUUAGAGCACAUCAAAAUUUUUGCGAAGAUCGAGAGUCUGGAAUCUCUCAAGAACCUGAAAGACAUCAUAAAGGCAUCCGAUGGAGUUAUGGUAGCACGUGGGGAUCUUGGAGUUCAGAUUCCUCUGGAACAAAUUCCAGCCAUCCAAAAGUCAAUUGUUACUCUAUGUAGACACCUGAACAAGCCUGUGAUAGUUGCUUCACAGCUUCUUGAAUCAAUGGUUGAAUAUCCAACACCAACUCGAGCGGAGGUGGCUGAUGUUUCUGAAGCAGUGCGGCAAUAUGCAGAUGCUGUGAUGCUAUCAGCAGAGUCAGCUAUAGGUGCAUAUCCCCAGAAAGCUCUAUCUGUCCUCCGUGUGGCCAGUGAGAGGAUGGAAUCAUGGAGCCGUGAGGAGAGCAUGCAGAAACUUCUUCCACAACAUCAGCUUGCAGUCGCUCUGCCUGACCGAAUCUCAGAGCAAAUUUGCAACUGCGCUGUAGAAAUGGCAAACAACCUUGCUGUGGAUGCCAUAUUUGUUUACACGAAGAAUGGUCACAUGGCAUCACUUUUAUCACGCAACCGGCCAAACCCUCCCAUAUUUGCGUUCACUGAUGAUGCUCAUUCAAGAAAGAGCAUGAACCUCUACUGGGGAGUGGUACCGUUGUAUCUUCCAUUAUCUAAUAGCAUGGAGGAUAACUUUAAGAAAACCAUCAGCCUGAUGAAGUCAAAGGGUUCUGUGAAACCUGGAGACACGAUCUUGCUGGUCUCAGACUAUGAUCUAAACCGACCUUGUGCUGCUGCCACAUCUGUGUUCCAAUCCAUUCAGGUUCGGUUAGUGGACUAGGUUAGGCUUAGGCAUAAUGGGACGAAUAAAUGUUCCUGGAUGUUCAUGGCUUUUUACAAGUACAGGGGUUGCUGCAAAUGUAUUACAGUACCAGACUGCACAGCUUGUACAUUUGUCCAUGGAUUACGUGUAUUCUCCAAUAAGGAGCUAUUUGACUUCUAGCAUUUUAAUACAUCUGUACAUGAAAAUGAUUAUUACCUAUGUGUGUUGUAGACUCUUGUUAAAGGAUAA
Molecule: messenger RNA, 1980 nt
Organism: Panicum virgatum (switchgrass)
Lineage: Eukaryota; Viridiplantae; Streptophyta; Magnoliopsida; Poales; Poaceae
Product: pyruvate kinase isozyme A, chloroplastic-like
Exons: 6
Coding region: 16-1749 (577 amino acids)
Biological process (GO): glycolytic process
Cellular component (GO): cytoplasm
Molecular function (GO): magnesium ion binding; pyruvate kinase activity; potassium ion binding
Source: RefSeq, a predicted model, not a curated record